This is a messenger RNA of Daldinia loculata, 461 nucleotides long. RefSeq lists its product as uncharacterized. The record is from RefSeq and is a predicted model, not a curated record. Bases 63 to 299 code for a protein of 78 amino acids. The transcript has a single exon. Lineage: Eukaryota; Fungi; Ascomycota; Sordariomycetes; Xylariales; Hypoxylaceae.
UUCAAGUUCACUGGCAUUCACUAUUUGGCGGCCCACGGGGCAGACAAGUCAUUUAUACGGUAAUGCCCAACAGGCCUCAAUUAAAUAAGACCCAAAAGACGGAACGAGUUAGGAGAGCUCUGCACAAGCUUUUCCCACCUUCUUCUAAUCAGCUUCUGCGCGUCCUAGCAGUAUCUUCGUUGCUUAAGAUGGUAAUAAACUUCCGCCAUACAAAUGAAGACCAUGCUUGCAGUGAGACGGACCGAAGAGAAACCUUCACAGAAUGCUGCCGGUGUUUCAACCGGGGAAAUGUCGAUUGAUACGGGUAGAGUUGUCGGUUGGGCGGUGUGUAUCUAUUUGCAAGAUAAAUCGAGCUAUGAAUAUGGCCUGUCCGUGAAUGCAAAAUGGGAUGCAGGUUUGAAUAGAGAGGAGCGGUGCACAAUGCGACUAGUCUGAGGUUAUUGAUUGCUUUCUACUCUGAG